Molecule: messenger RNA, 857 nt
Organism: Musa acuminata AAA Group (dessert banana)
Lineage: Eukaryota; Viridiplantae; Streptophyta; Magnoliopsida; Zingiberales; Musaceae
Product: V-type proton ATPase subunit c1
Exons: 3
Coding region: 109-603 (164 amino acids)
Biological process (GO): proton transmembrane transport
Cellular component (GO): proton-transporting V-type ATPase, V0 domain; membrane
Molecular function (GO): proton-transporting ATPase activity, rotational mechanism
Source: RefSeq, a predicted model, not a curated record
UCCUUCCUCCUCCAUUGACACCAAUAAAACGAAGUCGACGAAGGAAUCGAGAUCUGAAGCUUAGGGUUUCGUAGGAUCUCUUGGGGCUUCUUCGAUCUCCGGGGCACGAUGUCUACCUUCAGCGGCGACGAAACCGCCCCCUUCUUUGGCUUCCUCGGCGCCGCGGCCGCCCUCGUCUUCUCCUGCAUGGGAGCGGCGUACGGGACGGCAAAGAGCGGCGUCGGGGUGGCCUCCAUGGGCGUGAUGCGGCCGGAGCUGGUGAUGAAGUCGAUCGUGCCUGUGGUCAUGGCCGGAGUGCUCGGGAUCUACGGGCUGAUCAUUGCUGUGAUCAUAAGCACCGGGAUCAACCCCAAGGCGAAGUCCUAUUAUCUGUUUGAUGGGUAUGCUCACCUCUCCUCUGGGCUUGCUUGUGGUCUUGCCGGUUUAUCUGCUGGCAUGGCAAUCGGGAUAGUCGGUGAUGCUGGUGUCAGGGCCAACGCACAGCAGCCAAAGCUCUUUGUUGGCAUGAUUCUGAUUCUCAUUUUCGCUGAAGCACUUGCGCUAUAUGGUCUCAUUGUCGGCAUCAUUCUCUCCUCUCGAGCUGGUCAAUCUAGGGCAGAGUAAGAAACACGAGCCACCAUAUUUUGCGCCCAAUAUGAUCCUUUCAUGUUCGUAUGGAACAUGCACUCGAGGUCUUUUGUUGAUUUCCCACUGCCCAAGUGGUUGGUAUGCUUGGACUGAGAAGUUUUCUCAUACUAUAUUUUCUUUGAUUCUUAAAUUUGAAGUUAUCAGUUGCUUGUCUGACUUUCCGGCAUCUGUUUCCAUGUUUAAGCAUCUUUGUGGACUAAGAUAUAUGCAUCUAUUAGUUGCUCGUUUCA